Molecule: messenger RNA, 11841 nt
Organism: Vollenhovia emeryi
Lineage: Eukaryota; Metazoa; Arthropoda; Insecta; Hymenoptera; Formicidae
Product: ELM2 and SANT domain-containing protein 1-like
Exons: 10
Coding region: 689-3934 (1081 amino acids)
Biological process (GO): regulation of transcription by RNA polymerase II; negative regulation of DNA-templated transcription
Cellular component (GO): histone deacetylase complex; transcription regulator complex
Molecular function (GO): transcription corepressor activity
Source: RefSeq, a predicted model, not a curated record
AGCCAGAUGUAGGGCGCGCCAUAAAAGAAGAAGCUGCCAUAAAGGAAACUCUCCCUUUGUUCAAUUAUUCUCGGUCUUACGUUUAUUCUGGUCUUUACUCGUUAUGUGCCACCGUCAGAAAUAAUGAGAUCAUUAUGUCGCGAAUAUUUUAUAUAUAUAAACGCUCUUCUCUCCCUUGUGACAAUACAGGAUCCUGUACACUAGCAAUUAUACGCGACAUCUGUUGCGCUCUUUUAAAUCGCUUAUUAUUUAUUAUCAAGUAAUUGCGACUUGAAUGUUUGUAUAUGUAAAAUGCGCUUCAAGUGCAUUAAAUAAUAUACCUCUCAAAAUUCUAUAGGAACCAAUCUUGGUAUACCUGAGACUCUCUGUAAUUGUAAAUAUUUAAACGUUUUCUUCAAUCUUUCAUUACAUAUUGGAAGAGAAUUUUGCUUUCUGCUUGCAGCAACAACAGCAGCAGGCGCAGCAGCAAGCGCAGCAGCAGCAGCAACAGCAGCAGCAACAGCAGCAGCAACAACAACAGGUCGGCUCACCGGGAAACGGAAAUGUAGGGAAGGGCAGUCCGUCUCCCGGAAAUUCGUCUUCUCCCGGCACGGUCGCAACUCCCAACAAGUCCCAAACGGAACCGAAACCGGUGGAGUGCAAUCUGUGCCAUAGAAAAUUUAAAAACAUACCAGCCCUUAAUGGCCAUAUGCGACUCCACGGCGGUUACUUCAAAAAGGACGCGGAGAACAAGAAGAGCGAGAAGAAAGAAGUCGUUGGGCCGCCUCUGCAGACGGCGUCCGUCAGCGUGAGAGCGCUCAUCGAGGAGAAGAUCAUACAGAAAAGAACGACUGCAGUGGACGCGAAUGGCAAUCAGCCGCCUCGUACGAAUGCCACCGUCUUCACCACGCAGGCCGACGCCGUCUCGCAAAUCGCCGUCAAGACGAACUUCGCGGUGCCGGCUCCGCCGCCGUUGGCGGCCGGGGAGAAGGUGCGUCGGUUUUCCGACGGCGAACACUUUCGGCAGCCCAACAUCACCGUGGGCGGCCACGCGACUGUGCAGAAGCAAUUGCAGGAGGCGAAGACCCAGGCUCAGGCGCAGGCCCUCGCCGACAUGAUCCUGAAGGGUGCGAAAGUGGCUGUAAAGAGAACGACUUCCGAUCCGGGACAGAGAUUACACUUGACUUAUCAGCAGCCCGUGCAAUCAGCGACGGCCAACCAGCAACCGAACAAUCAGCAGCCGCAGCCACAACCCACGGUAACGGAGAGCUUCACGAUGACGGGAUACGCCGAGGACGGCGGUUAUUUCAGUCCAAGCCUGCAGGACGAAGUGUUCCAGCAGGUUACGACGGUCCCUGACAGUGUUCUUCUGCACGCUACCCAUUUGGACUCGAUUCAGUUUCAGACGGCCAGUCUGCUGCAAGAGCAAUCCACGGAACAGCUACAGGAUAUCACGUUGGAGGACCGAUACUCGUCGCAGCACACGGUCAAUCCGGAUCUUCAAGCGCUGGUGAACUCGCCGUUGCCCGACUCCCUGGCCGAAUUCAGUACUUACGCCGCGCAAUACACGGAAAGUCCUCAUACGUUGCCAACCCAGUCACCCCUGCCGUCGCCUUUGACGCGACACGACAGCCCGAGCUUCACGUAUCCGACGCCACCGGCCAGCCAGGAGGGCCUGCUCACCGGCAGCCUGCCGUUGCUGAGCCCCCAAGAGGACCCGGAGAACGUGAGACAGGUGUCGUCGCCGCUCUCGGCGGCGUUCUACACCACCACGAUGUCGUCCGCCGCGGCCGUGGAGGAGGCGCUGAACGAGGUGCUGCCGGGUGAAUCCGAGGCGGAUGCGGACCUCUACGGGUCCGGUUCGCCAAAUCCGCACUCGCCACUGCCAAGCCCGUUGUCGGCGACGUCGGCGCCGUCGCCGUUGCCGCCGUCCUCCGUCUCGUCGCCGGGACCGGUCGCCUUUACAGGCACGAGCUUCCCCGUGUCGCCGCAUCAUGCGCUUCAAAAUCAGAUGAUGCCGAACUCGGAGGAUCCUCUACUCUCCUCGACCUCGAAGGACUUCACCGCCUCCGGCCGCAGACGAUUCGAGUUUCAAUCGUACAAGCUGAUCACGAGCCAGAACCUGGUGGACUUUGGUCUCGGAAACGGCAGCCUGGCCGGCAUUGUCGUCGACAACAACGGCGAGUUCAAGCUGAUACAGACGGCGGGCUUGCAGAAGGCGAACGUGUUCGUGCAGGCGGGCUCUCUCAGUCCCGCGUUGACAUUCAAGAAGGAGAUCCGUCUGGCGACGCCGAAAAUCGAGCCUGUCACCGUGAAUCUCGGCCUAAACGUUCAAACGACAAAUCAGCAGCAGUGCAACGCAACGGGACAGUUCAAUCAGCAGCAAAUCGUCAACCCGGCCAAGUUCUUCGUUCAAACUAACCACGCGACGAAGAACAAUGUCCUGAGACACAAAACGGUCACCGGAAAUUUACCAGUACCCAUCGAACAGAUCAAGCAGGAGCUGUUGGACGAUGACGUGUUUCUCAGUCCCGGCAGUUUACCCGCCAGCAGCCCCGUGCGACACUGUCGGAAGAGGCCGCGCAUGGACGGCGGCCAGUACGUCAGCAGUUCUCACUCUUAUCCGUCGCGGCUGCGAAAGGCCUGUGACCGCCACUGGGACAGCAGUUACACACCGCCGCCGAUCCUAGACCCAUCUCGUCCCGGUCCGGGGCUGUACGCGAGAUUACAUCAGCACGAGAGAGACUCGGACUUCAGUUCGGACGAUUCUCAAGGGAACGACGGCCCACCGCCGAGGAUCAACAUCGGCACGAGGUAUCAGGCUACGAUACCCCCGGUGGAGUACGACGGGGACAGGGGAAACGACGGGCCCGAGGCCGACCAUCUUCUGUGGGAUCCCGGCAUAAACAACGUGCUCACGAACACCGAACUGGAGAUGUAUCUGCAGUUCGCGUGUUGCGCCGCGGUGCCGGGCGGUGGUAGGAACAAGGAAUACGCGCUUCAUCUGUUGCACAUGUGCAAAGGGAAUAUUCACGAAGCAAUGGUGAAAUUGAUGCGACCAACGCCUACGCUACCAAUGGAGCAUCCUCUGCUCAGCUACGAGUGCCACGAGUCCGACAGAUGGACGUCACAAGAAAUGGACGCGUUCUAUCAGGGACUGCUCAAGUACAACAAAGACUUCUCUGCGAUUUCGCGGGACGUUGGUGCCAAGACCGCGAAACAGUGCGUGCAGUUCUACUACCUUUGGAAGAGACUCUGUCCUGACGAGUACAAGAGGCUACGUAUCUGCCAUGGAAAAGCGAAGAUCAAGAGCGAGAUUAAAGAUAGCAAGGAUACCAAAGAGCUACGCGACGCUAUUGCGUCUGUGACGGAAAUGGACUUCAGUGAAGACAAAUCAAUCCUUCAUCGUACACUACUACAAACAAACGAAAGAGAAAAUUCGGCGACCCUGACCACCAGCGAAGGAGAGCUGAGGUUAUUCGCAUACGACUGCACAGAUAGCUUUAGCGGAAGUGUAACAGUAACGAUGGCCGGAAGCACCCAAACCGCCCAAAUCGGCAAUACCGGCCACGCCACAGUCAACACCAACUCACAAACUCACACUAGUUCUGAGCAACAACUACCCGCGCCCACCCCACUUCACUACCCCUGCAAGAUUUGCGGGAAAGUUUUCAACAAAGUGAAAAGCAGAAGUGCACACAUGAAAUCCCACAGGCCAAUACCCUUGCCCGAUUCAACGGGUCAGGAAUCUAAGCGAGCCACGCAGCAACCGUCGAAAGCGCAGCAGCUGCAACAGCCAAUGCCGUCGCAGCAGACCCAACAACAACAGCAGCAACAGCCGGAUAGUGCUACGCCGCAAGCUCAAGACCAUCAACAACAACUGCCCGCGAAUAUCAGUGACAACAGCGCCAAAAAUACAGCACAUUUGUGCCAUAAUCCGACGAGGCCACCAUAGGACAGGAUCCAAGUAAUUAAACUUAAGCUACCUUAACGAAGGCUGUAAUGGUACUGUAGGAAAGUAAUAUGGUCGCGCGUGGUAUCGGCUCUAAACGUAGUACCGGGCUCUAAACGAUCGCGAUCGUCGCACAAUCGCUACGGAUAACGUUGCGAGAAUAUCUUUUUACGAGACUUUUGCUCACAAUGGGGCAGGUUGCGUGAGUAAACUUCCAAGAUAGAUAGUUUCGAAAAACGCGAAUGUCUCCCCCUACAUAUGCGAAACUGUGCAAAGGAACGUGACUGGUGAGUUUAACCAGUCGGAUGGACUAAUUGAAUUUAUGAGACUCAUACGGAAUAUGUAUCGUAGUCGGCGGUUCAGGAAGAAAGAAAAAGACAACAUCUAUCAUUAAUGGAAAAUAAGCACGAGAACGUUGUAGAACUCGUAGGGUUUAAUGGCGCAGCGGUAGAAGGUAUUUAAUUAUGCAAUCAUAAUACGAGCUCUGUUCAACAAGGAGACAGGGUACCGAUCGUAAACAUCUUCCUUAGCGUGGAAGACGAGAUGCCGGCAUCAGUGUAAGAAAUAACAAAACGGUCACUAUCACUGAAAGGUAAAGCGAACGUAUAGACUUUUGCGUUUUGUUGAAGACAAAAGGUAAACGCGAUCAUUUAACAUGGCCUAGAAAAAUCAAACACAACUCGAUAGUCGUACGAAAGCGUACUUUCGUGCACAAUGAGUGCUAAAUCAACAAAACUGAAAGAGAUUGACGUGCACCUACAAUAAGCGCUCUAACGAUUAAACGCGAUUUCAGUGUACCUAUUUAUUAUGCACGUGAAAUGUUCCCAGAUUGUGCCACAAGACAUUACUGUUACCUGUUACCCUUCCACAAUUAAAAAAAAAUGUUUUAGGUUGUUUUCUCUUUCGAUUACAACCGGGAUCAGUUUACACGGAACUGCGCCAUUUGAGUUUUCAGUAAGAAAUCUUUAAUUCGCUUCAAGGAUGUAGUGGACGAAUCAAAAGUUCAUAAUUUCGAUGAAAGUGAAAAGCUUGGAAGAUUCAGUCAGUAUGCGGCGCUGUUUCCGUCGUCAACUGAUAAUUAUAGCGAUUUUUUAAAUAAUAACUGCAAAGCGAACAAGCAAAUCAUUUUGAAACUUUGCAGAAACAUUUUUACAUGUUUGAAGAACACAAUGCAAAAAAUAUUAAAUUUUUAGCAUUAAGUUUCGAUUUAUUGGUUGUUUUUUUUAAGUUCCCGUAAAACCCAUAAAAUAACAAUAUUUUUAAUAAUUAAUAAACUUUUAAACGAGCAAGUAAAAAAAUGGAAAACAAUUGGUCAUAAUCUGGCACGUUAUUAAAAAUGUGAAGUUAAAAUUUCCCGGUGAUAGCAUUGGUUGUGAUAUUUAUCCAAUACAUCCUUAACAACCCGUAAAUUUUUGUAAUCACUUGAAAUUACGAGAUGUCAUUGAUAUUUUAUUUGUCAAUAAAAAUUACGCGUCCAAUAUUAAUAAUAUUUAAUUUGAAUAAAUAACGAUACUAUAAUGAGAUCAAUUGCAGUUUGUAAAUGGAUCCCGGAUUGUAACGUACAACUUGUUGCACGUUCGCUCUAUAAUUAUAUUUAGUUUAAAUAUCAUUAGCAUAUCUAAAAUUUGAUGAAAAUAAGUGGGUCUUAUAUCAAACGUACGUAGAUUUGUUGAAGCUCCUUAAUUUCUUUACCUCUGUUACUUAGUAGAUUAAUAGUAUACAAUUGAAUAAAAAUUUUAAUAUAUACGAUAUAUGAAUAUAAAUAUAUAUAAAUAUAAAUAUGUAUAAACACACAAAUUGAUGUAAUUGAAAAGAAACUCGUUUUAGCUUAGGCAAAUAAUUCUCUAGGAAGGACGUUGUUCAAGUUUCACUUCAGAGGCGUUCCCCGCGUCGCCGAUACUGAAUGUAAAAUGAUUAUACAUACGCCCAUACAUACAUAUUAUACAUACGCACACCCAACACACAGAUACAGAGAAUAGAGUACAUUUAUUAAAUAAUAUUCAACUUCAAUGAUCAUUAAAAUAGCUAUAUGUACAUAAGAUGUGUACAUGUUUGUACAUAUAUAACGUCAGUGUCUGUAUGUACAAUUAAAAUGAAACUCUAUGCAAAGUAAGUAGGCUAGGUUUUAGGUUGUUUUAGGAGGGAUCUAUAUACAUAUAUAUAUAUAUAUAAAGAAAAAUAUACUUAUAUACUUGGCUUCAUUUUCUACCUUACUAGAGGCUACGUGGCGAGGCUCUUGUAAAAACAAUGACUGGUCGCAUGUUUCCACAAUCUAUGAAGUUUUAUUUCCCGUUCAAAAGUUGUUAUAAUGAUGUUCCUAUAUGUAAGGUGCCUUAAGCAAUCAAAAGAAUUUACUUUUCUCUGAUAUACCUCGAUGGUACGUUGAACUAAAAUUCCCACGAUUAACAUUACCGCAUUUCUUUGAUCAAACAUCCAGUAAACUAAGAACAAAGAGAUAAAAAUUACAACUGUAAGCGUUGAAGAGCAUAUAUCUAUUUUUUUUUCUUUCUGAAAGAUAAUAUGUUCUGAUCAAGAUUUUACAACUUACGUCUUCCGAUUACGUCUUCGGACACGCUUGGCUAUUUUACCUCCAGAGAGUUUGUCUUUAGUUGUGUUCAUGUAUUUAUAUAUAUAUAGGAACAUCCCUCACACAAUCAUUCAGUACAUUUAGAACAAAAACAGCGUGCAUUUUAUUAAGACAAAUAUAAUAAAUGUAUUAAAUUUUAUAAAGAUUAAAAUAUAUUUAUAUAUCAAGUUUCAUUUAUAUUGAAACUCUAAAUUGUUAUUCAAGAGAAUUGCCAAUCGUAGAUGCUCUGAUUCUAUCUUGAGAACAUUGUUAUUGUUAACAUUCUUCUUCUUAUUAACUUUUACCAUUGAAUGAAUCGCGCACACACACAACGUACACUUUAACUUUUGAAACUUUUCUCAAGUAAACGCAAGUGACUGAGGACACUUAAAAAAAUCUGCCAAGUCUUCAUAAGUAUAAAAAAAUGGCUCUAAAUCUUCCACUUAUUUCAAAGUAAACGAAAACUAUGAUUGUAAAUGAAAAUCUAAUUGUCGCAAAUGAGAAAUAUCUUCUCUUGAGACAUUAGAUCUUCAGAACUCUGUACUUUAAUAUUUAUUCUAUCUUUAUGUGUGUCUCAUUAAUCUUAUCCCCGAUUUACAAAAAUGUAAUGCAAACUAAACAUCAAAUAUUCCGGCCACAACAUCUGCAUUAUCUAUUUAUUUACAGACAAGAGAUUAAUAUGAGGGAGUAUCACUAAGGGCACUAACUUAACAUGAUAUUAUUCCAAGUUUUAGAAUUUCUAUUUGUCCUCGUUGGAUUGACCGGCCUAUAAAAAUUAUAUACAAUAUUAGAGAACAAUUUGAUUGUGUAUUUUCAUAAAUCAAAAAAUGUUUAUCUGUACGAUUUGAUGUUAAUUUUUUCGAUAUAAUUCAUAAUAUUGUAAGAUUAUAUUUAUAAACGUGAUGAUUUUCAAGCCCAUGGAAAUACUCCUUUGUAGCCAAACUAAAUGAUUCUGUAACGGCUGAGUAAUGGUCUCCAGUACAGGAAUAAAAGUGUAGUAUUAGAGAUCUACAGGUAUAUACUAUACUAUAAGAGAUUCUAGACUUUCGAAUCUUAAAGUUAGUUUAUUUAAGGAAUAAAAUUGUUAUGAAUUCCGACCACACACAGAGGCUCGGUGCGUAGGUCGAAUACAACAAAAUUAGCAGACAUAUCAUUUAAGACAAUACACUUGUUACAGAAACUAAGUUUCUACUAAUAUAAUUAUUAUUGUACGUAAUCUAACUCUUAAUCAGACUUAGAGCUUCAAGGGAAAAAUCAUAGGUAGUAAUAAAACGAAGGGGUAAUACGUAUUGGCUGACCAAAUCCAGAAGAUAUUUAAUAAUUGCAGCAACGAGUUUUUUUUCUGCAGUCUAAAGCAAUUUCUUGUGUCUUUCUAAAAUUCUGAGGUGAAUUCAAGUCUGCCCACCAUAAAUUUGAUAGAGUAGGAGAACUGGAAUUAAAAGUUUCAAAUUCACUAGAUACUUCUGUUUACGUUUAUGUUAAGACAAACUAUACUCUGGAUUUAGAACAGUAGCAAUACAAAAGACAGUACUGGAGGCUACUUACUCAGAAAGUGGGAAAGGCAUGAAACGAAGCAAUGAAACAGUAACGAAGAUAUGCAUUGUACAAACGAGUCCCUCCACGUCACAGAAAAAAAAUGAUAUAUCUAUAUGAAGAAUAUAUAUAUAACAAAAUGAUAACUAUGUGAUGUAUUUAAAUCAUAUGUGGUAUAUGGUAUUACAUAUUUGUACAUAGGCGGACCCGUGCCAUCAACUAGUGAGUUGUACCGAUAUUGUACUGCCAUAAAUCGAAUAGCGAUGACAUCGAGUGAAUGAAUCUGAACUAAUCAUCGACAAAUCUAUACGAUAUCAUUUUCGUUUUUUUGUGCUCUCGUACGUGUAUGUGAUUAGACGAUUAACUUGAAGUUACCAACUAACACUUAACUUAAUGGCUGUGCAAAUGGAGCAUUUUGCACUCAUCGACAAUUAUUAAACCAAGUUUUGUUGUUUUAUAUUUUACAUUUUCUUGUAUGAGCAAUUUAUUCAUGUCGAAAAUUACCGUUCUGUUAUUACAUUACUCCCGUUUAAGUUGAUGUCACAACACGUCUAGAUAUGUGCUGAUGUGUCACACGUUUAAUUUGUUAAAAUAUUAAUUUACGUCCAUUUUCGAAAUCCCAUAACAAGCUGACAAAAGACAUUAAUCGUGAUUAAUAAUUUUGUGCUUUGUUUCUAUUAUAAACGACUACCCUUUACUAUAUUACUGUACUAAUAUAUUGAUACUCUAUUGAUGAUUAAAACACAUUUACUGGUUCCCGCAUUCGCAGUUGUAAAUCAUAUUUACAAAUUCACACGCGCAUUAAAUAAUUGGAAUUACUAUUGGAGGGGAGAAAAAGCACAUAAUAAUCGAGCAAUAUGUACAAAAAAAAGAGAGAAAGUUAGAUACCUUUUUUCGGCAACGAAUACUUAUAUAGACGUAUCAUCGUUUCCUAGCAUAUAGUUGCAGAAUUGUUAGUGAUGUUUUGAUAUGUUAAGUUAAUUUCAUUAUUAUCGAUAAUUUAUUCAUUAUUUGGGUAAUUACUAUUAUACAGUAACUAUUGUACUACUUAUUCUCUUGUUUAAGUGAAAUUUCGCGCAAUAUUUCCUACAGAAUGUUCAAUGCACGCCAUGGCUCGUACGUUGACAAAGCUCUUGAUAAUCGUUAAAUAAUUUAUUACUGGUGAAGUUUAAUAAGUUGUGGAAUAUAUUGGUACAACUCGAUGAAGAAAGUGUAGCGUGGUUAUACACCUGAGGAAUGUGCUCAAAAUAUUGUAUUAAAGAGAAAAAAGUCUACUAAAUGAUCAUCAACGUUUACGCAAAAUUACUCUUAAUAAGUGAAAAAGUUAUUACGGAUUAUUAAUAUUGUAAUCUAUCGUCCUCUUACCUAUUACCUACUUUAAUGUCUAUCUCUAUACACCAGCAUGGUUCUUUAUACUCUUCUAUUUGAUGUUAUACUAUUCUCUAUUAACUUUUACUACAGAACGUAUUGUUAAUAGUGUUUUUAAUGUACUAGAACAUGGUCAGCUGUAGAAGAGCCACGCAAGUGUGUCACAUCGAGAUUUAUACGAGAACAGAUGUUACGAUUAAAAAGAUAAUGGAAUGCGUUUUCCGUCGCGAAGUGACGCGAGUUCUGACAAUUGUAUGCAACUGCAUAAACUUACGACUUUACAUUUUCCGUAUAUCGUAUUAAUACGUAAAUCCCCUAAAAUGUAUCUAAGACUCAUUUCUAUAAUUAUACUCAUUGUCAGAUAAUUUAAUGGUCGGAGAUUGUUGUAGCUUAGUUUAUAUGCGAAUUAAAAUGCGGGACACGAGUGAAAGAGUCAUCCAGAAUAAAAAUUGUACACGUUCAUACUCAACACACCUCCCUUGCUCGUAUAAAUUGUCGCAAUAAUUUUAAUAGAAUGAAAGAGAAGCACGUGCUCGGUAGCAAUAUAUUCAAGCGGCGCGUUUAUACUGUCGUUGUUUUCCCAUCUCUCUCUGCUCAACUAGAUAUUACCUAUAAAUAUACCUAUACAUUUAGAAUCCAUCGUUAUCUUAGCUACUUGAAACCUAAUCACUUAAUCAGAUUCUUGUCUUGCUCAAAGAGGCGCGGGCUCGGACGAAGCAACACACAAUUAUCUCUCGUAUCCGGACUGUGUAAUAAAAUCGCUCAAAAGUUGGUGCCAUAAGCAAUAUGGACAAUAUAUUAUUAAAUGUGUUAUAGUUACGCGUGGACUAACUACAGCUGGCCGGCUAAGUUCUGCUUUAAAAAAGCUCGAUAACAAAACGCCUUGCGGUUGUCUUCCGCGAGCGAUCGCGAGAGUUCUCGAUAUCAUUCGCUGUCGAUCAGCGCUGCGUUUUCGUAAAAAUUGCGUUUGUAUACGUAUAUUGCGUAAAAUACUCGCAAGUUGUCUGCGCGCAAUAAAGUCACCUUUAAUGCUAUCUUUAAUUUAGAUAUAAAUUGAUUUGUACAAUCAGUUAUAUUGCGAUUCGCAAGACUUCAUCUCUCUCUCUCUCAUUUUUUCAGAGAGUUUUUCUACCAAAGGUGCUCUCGCAAUUGUCUCUUGACGGAAGACUGCAAUGCGUUAUUUACAUAAUUAAGCACAGUUCAGUCAAUUUCAAGCGCGAUGUGGUAUCGAGUUGCCGAUAAAAGCCUAAUUUAAUCUGGAGCCUAUCAAAGUGAUACCACUUAAAGCGAGAGAUAGAAAGAGAGCAAGACAGAUCCGUUGACGAAGAGGAGAGAAAAGGAGGCCUUCAGAACCCCCUGCGAAGAAGCAACUCCGCUACAUUAGUCUUCGUCAACGAAGAAACGGCACAAACGACGCGGCGGAUUAUCUGCGAAUGCGAGGAAUUCGAGAAUUCUCUCUUGCGCAAGCCCGCUAAUAAAAGUCACACGGAGAAUUUAUACAGGGGUGUCUCUCCGCCAGUAACUUUCAUCGCUGUCGCAACUUGUUCGGCGAUCAGUCGACGACUUCUCCGACUUGCCGAGAGAUUCGUUAAUCUGGUAGAUUCAUAGUCACUCUCACGUGAGUUCGACAAAUAUUAAUUUCUUCGACGACGUAGCUUUAGUGUAUAUGGAAUGUGAAAAAUUGCUUGAGAGAGCGCGAGAGAAAGAAAGAGAGCGAACCCUUUGAGAAUAUCACGCAAUUACUUUAUCAACUGCGCGACGUAGAAUUUUCGAUUCCUCUCUUUGUCCAGGUAGGAGCCGCGUGCGCGAGUAGUCUGGCGUUGAAGAGAGGGUGCGAGAUAUAUGAGCGAGGAACGGAUAACUCGAGUUAUCGGGAUUAAGUCCGAUUGUAGGGGCUAAUUGCAAAUCGAACGGCUUAGCCAGAUCAACGAGCGUCUGCGCAUCAGUAUUACGUUGAAGCGACAUACUUAUACACAUUAAACUAGUGAUUACAUUGCGCAUACGUAUAUACAUACCAUUUUAUUUAAUAUAUACAUAUAUAUAUAUUGAAUAUAUGAAUGACAAGGCGAUAUUACUAUUAUACACAUACAUGCAUAUUAACUCAGAUGGCAGCGUACGUGCAUGUAUGUAUCGCUGCGUACAUACACAUACGUACGCUCAAUAUAUAUUUAUAUAUAUAUACAAAACUGAGUAUGUGUGGUGUACAGAGAGUCAGAGGGGCUCCGAACGACCCCGUACUUGCUGCGUUAAAUGUCGAUGUUGUUCGUUAAAAAAAAGAGAGAGAGAGAAAGAAAGAGAGCGAGAGAGAAAAGCACGGAAACCACAACGGCUUCUUCUGAAUCGUGAGUGGCGGGACUUCGGUACACGCAGAUCAGCGGCUACCGGCGGAGAGAUCGAGAGCACACAGAGCCGAAUACGCACAGUCGCAAUCGAAAAAAAAAAA